Helianthus annuus (common sunflower) is the source of this 906-nucleotide messenger RNA. RefSeq lists its product as uncharacterized. The transcript has 4 exons. NCBI's taxonomy places the organism in Eukaryota, Viridiplantae, Streptophyta, Magnoliopsida, Asterales, Asteraceae. The coding region runs from base 1 to 786 and encodes 261 amino acids. The record is from RefSeq and is a predicted model, not a curated record.
AUGUUGGUAGGGUCUUCCAUUGUGGCUAAUGCCAUUUUGGAAGAUUAUAAGGUGCUGGGCCGCCGCGAGGAGGAGGCUGCUUGUAUGCGGGCGGAAGCCGAGAAGUUGGUGCGUACCCUUGCUAAACUCCUUGCUGAUGAGCGUAAGCGUUGGGAGGAAAUUUCAUCCAACGAGCGCAAGAAGUGGAACGAAUCUUGGGCUAAGCAGAACAAUCUUCUGUUUCAUACUCGGCAGGAGCUAGCAAAAGCCAAGGCGGCAAAUGUUGCCUUGGGCAAUGAAAAAACUGCGGCUGAGGCCGCAGCAGCUAAAGCGCUGCAGGCAAAGGAUGAGGCCCUGAAGGCGCUUGAAGAGGCCAAAGCAGCCGGGGCUCGUGCCUCAAAGGCCCUUGAGGAGGCCGUGGAGAAGGAGAGCCGUUCUUCCAAGGCUCUGGAAGAGGUGAAUGCGGAGCGCAUUCGUUUGGAUAAGGUUGUUUCCAGCCUUCAGGCUGAGGUUCAGUCCCGGGCGGUUGCGGUUACGGACCUUACUGCCCGCGUGUCUGAUGCGGAGAAGCGAGCCGACGCUGCCGUUGAGGCCAAGGAUGUCUUGGUGUCCUCUUUUAACCAGCUGGAAGCUGAUCGUGAGUGGCUGCGGACUCACGGCAUUGCGCGUAUUGUCGAGGCUAUCAUGAAUGCCCCUGAGACCUCAUCAGGUUUGGACCUGGUUAAGGAACGUGCGCGUGAUGCUGGCUUCAAGGCUGGUUUUAACCGCUGCAUUGGGCACAUCAAUGUACUAUCCGCAGGCGGUUAAACCGAUCAGGCAUCCGGGUUCCGUGAUGUGGAUACCGAGGGUCGUCUGAAAGCGGCCGUAGCCUCCUUUUAUGACACGCCCCUUGCCUGUGUAGGGGAGCUGGAUGAGUGUUUGGAGGUU